AUAAUCCAAAGGCAUCAACAACGGUGAUAUAAAAAUCAUAUUUAACAUAAACUUAUAAUGUUAAGAAAAAUAACUUUAUUCUCAUAAUGGAGCGUGAUGUACGGAGAAAUCGCGGUUUUACCGAACCAACGCCUUGCAGUAAAAAUCAAUUAAAGAAGCAGAGGAAAUUAGCUAAAUAUAUGGAAACUCGAAAAGAAAGGCGUUUACGAGAGAAAGAUCGACAAAAACAACGGCGUAAAGAAUUAUUAGCAUUAGGUUUGCCUCUACAUGUCGGACCUUCACGUAAAGAGCUGAAAAGACGUGAAAUAACAUCUGAAUCCUCCUCCGAAAAUGUUCGCAUAGCCAUCGAUUUGGAUUAUGAUGAUGUAAUGUUGGAGCAUGAUAUAAAAAAAUGUGUAAAGCAAUGUUUACGAAUUUAUACGAUUAAUCGAAGAUCAGAGAAACCGGCGCAAUUGCAUUUUACGGGUAUAAAAACUGAUGGAAACAUACAUUCGGCCUUUAAGAAAAAUCACGGCUGGGUAAACUGGCAUUUGAAAUAUCAUUUCGAUGAAAGCCACUUAGAAGCAUUUCCUAAGGAGCAAUUAGUUUAUUUAACCAGUGAAUCUGAUACGAUUUUGCAAAGAUUGGAUGUAAAAGAUGUUUAUGUUAUUGGUGGCUUAGUCGACCAUAAUCAUCACAAAAAUUUUUGUCAUGCUCGUGCUACUAAGGCGGGCUUACGUACUGCUCGUUUGCCUUUAGGCGAAUAUGUUGAUAUGAAAACUAGAGCAGUACUAAGUACAUUCCAUGUUUUUGAGAUUUUAAUUCGGGUGGCUGAAGGCAAUUCUUGGACAGAUGCAAUUUUACAAACCGUACCACCUAGAAAAGGAGCAAAGGCCAAAGUGCUACAAAAUGGUAGAAAGGAUGAACAUAAAGAGGAGCCAAUUGUUAAUAAUGGGGAAUGCUCUGCAAAUCGAGAGAGCAGUGAUAGCAAUCAAUAGCCCAAUUUCUUGAAAAUAAAAUAAGGUUUUAAUAGCUUUAUGUUGUUUUGAAUUUAUGACAGUCAACAAACCUCCGUUUUUACAAAAUUUUUC
Glossina fuscipes is the source of this 1070-nucleotide messenger RNA. Its product is annotated as tRNA methyltransferase 10 homolog A. Gene Ontology annotation, biological process: tRNA N1-guanine methylation. The record is from RefSeq and is a predicted model, not a curated record. Gene Ontology annotation, cellular component: nucleoplasm; nucleus. The coding region runs from base 87 to 977 and encodes 296 amino acids. The transcript is spliced from 2 exons. Gene Ontology annotation, molecular function: tRNA binding. Lineage: Eukaryota; Metazoa; Arthropoda; Insecta; Diptera; Glossinidae.